GCUUUCGUUUACACAUCAGUGCCUCCUCCCCUCAGAGCUGAGAGUGAGUUAUGCGUCUGUGCUUGUGUGUGUGCGUGUAAAUGAAGUGUGUGUGCGUGGGCAUGUGUGUGUGUGUGUGUGAGACGGUGAAAGCUGGUCACUCUUUCGAUGAUUAUUUAAGUAAGUGAGAAGUAACAGCGAGAAGACGGUGCGCGCGCGGAGGAGCUUUUUCUUCUACACGAGCUCCAUUAUGUUUGUGUGUCGGCUUCUGCACUUCGUUCUGCUUCCUGUCAUUUACUCAUCUAUGCAUCAGGCUGUUCCAGUUGUGGUUCCUGUAACUACCGAAACUGCUGAGGUGUACGAGUGUGUGCAUAGCUCUGAUCCAACUGCUGCUAACUACACCUGGUAUAGACAGGACAGGCCCUCUCUUCCUGAAGGAAUAAAAGCAGAAGGAAACAGACUACAUUUCAUGCAGUCAACCUCAGACCUAAAUGGACUGUAUAUCUGCAGUAUUACGAAUGAGUAUGGCACAUUUGUCGCUUCGUUCUAUAGAGAAGUUCAAGACUGCCCUCUGCGUAGGAUUUUUAAAAAGGUUUCAGCAAUGUGGAUGCUGCUGAUGCAAACCCAGUCUCUUCCAAGUUGAACUCC
This is a messenger RNA of Pangasianodon hypophthalmus (striped catfish), 627 nucleotides long. Its product is annotated as basement membrane proteoglycan. The record is from RefSeq and is a predicted model, not a curated record. The transcript is spliced from 4 exons. Bases 230 to 622 code for a protein of 130 amino acids. Lineage: Eukaryota; Metazoa; Chordata; Actinopteri; Siluriformes; Pangasiidae.